Messenger RNA from Xiphophorus maculatus (southern platyfish), 6459 nucleotides. RefSeq names its product ELMO domain containing 3 (gene elmod3). NCBI's taxonomy places the organism in Eukaryota, Metazoa, Chordata, Actinopteri, Cyprinodontiformes, Poeciliidae. The transcript has 13 exons. Bases 717 to 1955 code for a protein of 412 amino acids. The record is from RefSeq and is a predicted model, not a curated record.
CCGGGAUGCACUUGAAAUUGCUGUGGCUACUGAACGGGGGAAGGGAAGCUGAGAUUGGAGGGAGAAACAAUCAGAAACUCAGAUACUGUUUGCCUCCUCCUUUGGAGUUGGGCCUUACAAGAACUUUUCUACAUGACCCACACCGUAAUACCUUCUUGGCUUCUCCGCUGCAGCUGAGCUCACACAACAACCCGGCUUUUGACAAACUGCCUUUGUUCUGGGUGCCAGAAUCAUGACGGUUCUUGGACGGGGAGAGCCCAGCCCUGAGAAGCAGCAGCAUCAUGCAGCUUCGGUUUGCCUGUGGUGGGGCUGAGCUGCGGAGGAGAGGAAGGAGGCAGGGUUUCAUGACACAACGCGCUGAUUCUGAGAAGAUCUCGUCGACCUGCAUACGCACAUUCCCCCACGAUCGAGGCCUGUGAAACCACCCAAACUCGGCUGCAGACAAGAAAAGAAAAGGAAAAAGAAAAAACGAGAUGAUCCAGACAAUAUGGAUCGCAGUGACGUUUCUGUGAAGUCCGGCUGUUGACAUGAAGAUCUCUGCGCAUGCGAGGAGAAAAUGAGAAAAGUGUAGAUAGACUUUGAAUCCCUCCAGGUGUGCACUACAGAAACCAUGCUAGUGUUUGCCCCGACUGCCCAGCCCAUCUCCGUUCAUGACUUCGGAAGCCUUUAGAGGCCACGAUCGGGAGCAACAUUAACAGUCAACACGAUUACGUGCAAUGGAAGAAAACAUUGAUGUCACAUCACACACAGAGGGUCUGAAUGGUUUGUCACAUGAACGGAAGCCUGUAGAGGACAUCACCAAUGGACAUUCCACCUACAAGCCUGUCAUUAAUGGAGUGGCCAAAGGUCACAAUGGGAAAGACCACACCAACGGCAGCGCACCUUUCAGAUCUCUGCCGAUUUCAGCACUGAAGCAAAAUGGCAUUCUGCAGAACCUGACAGCAGGUGGAGACAAGCCCAGUCCCACAGAGGAGCAGGAAGACGCUGAUCUGGAAAAGGCCAGGCAGGAGUGGGAGGCGCUAGAAAACAUCCAACCAGCUCUAACUGAGGACUCAAACCCAACCCCGCUCAUCUCCUUCAAUGAAGCUCUGCAGUACUUCCAGACCACAGACCUUGGAGACUUGCUGAAAAACAUCCAGCCAACUAUUCGCAGGACUGGUCUGGCUGCGAUCGCACACUUCCUGUUCGGACCGCCGCGAUUGCACAGGGAGCUCCUGGAGGAGAGGGAUCUUGUCUUUGCCAUUGCACAGUGUCCUGUGGAUAACAGCCAAACAGUCCACAUGCGUGUCCUGCAGACCAUACAUAAAAGGCUGAUUGGAACCAGGCUGGACUGUCCUCGCUACGGUCCACACUGGGAAAACAUUGGCUUUCAGGGUACAGACCCGGCCACUGACCUGCGUGGCACUGGGUUUCUUGGACUGAUGCACACUCUGUACUUUGUGAUGGACCCAGAAACUCUGCCGUUGGCGAGAGAUAUCUACAAGCUGUCGCAGCAUCCUACACAGAACUUCCCAUUCUGUGUGAUGUCAAUCAACAUGACCCGCAUUGCUUUGCAAGUCCUGAGAGAGGAGGCCCUGUCCAAGGAGUGCAAUCGUCGUCAGCAAGUGGUCGGUGUGCUCAAUGAGUUUUACGUUGCCACAUUUCUCUACAUCUACCAGCUGUGGAAGACCCAACAGAAGACAAUUGCUGACUCUGGCUUCGUGCUAAAAGAAGUGGAGCUGUUUGCCAAAAAGAACCCCAAGCAGAUGCUGCGCCGACUAGAGGUCUUCCUGAAGGAAAGGCAGGCGGGUGGGGUCCCCCGUGGGAUGUCACCGGACCCUCAGGCCCAACAGCCCUCUCCCAGCUUGGGGGGCUCCAGAGCUGGGAUGGGGCAGGGAAGCAGGGGAAAAGAGAUGCACUUCACCGGAGUGUGUGACCUCCCACCGGACAUGGAGGGAGAGGCCAGACUUAUCUAAACUAGAGUCAUUGUGUGUGUAUGUGUGUGCAUGAGAGCUAUCCUGUCCAUGAGUAAGUCCAACACUCGUAAGUGUGAAUGGCUCAGUCAAAGCAAGAACAGCUCGGCAGUCGCUGAUCCGAGGUCUGCUACCCGGAUCGACUCGCACACUAUUCUUCCUACAAUGCUGGGGUGCUGCACUUUGAUCAGAUUAAGAUUGGUGAUCCUUCAGGGUUAUAUAUGGUUAUUGUUUUUAAUUUAUUCUUUAAACUUGAGACGUAGGUCUGUCAUAUGUAUAAAAAAAAUCUUUAAUGUAAGAUGUCAUUUUAAAAAAAAAGAGCAAAAGGAAGUGAAUAUUUGCACUUUUCCGUAGUUGUCGUAGCCAAAAUAACAGCUGCCAAAUUCCUUUUAUUAAACUUGUCUAGAAGUCCAAAAUGUACAUGUUUAUGUCUCAAGGGUUCUAAGCAAGGAAUCAUGCAGCAGGAGAGCAGCGGCGUUUAAACCCAAACUGGGUUGAAGAUGGUGUGCUACUAUGCUGAGGAAUAAAACAAGAAACCCAGAGAGGUUUUCGAGUUCUUUCGGCAGCGAUCAGAAAUCAUUUGUAGACCGUGUUUAUAGAAACCUUAGGCUCGAUCUGAAGGUGGAAUCGUUUUGCGCCAGGUGACUGAAACACGAGUGGACGUACAGUCUGUAUGCAUGGAAGUAAAACCAGUCGAAAAAGAUCAACUGCAUUCAGGUUUAGCGAAUUACCCUUAAAAUGGACUUUUAAAUAUUACUUUUAAAGACGGCCAUCUUAAGAACAUUUGUCUGUUUGAUUCCGACUUCCCAGUUGUGCAUAAAAGCAAGUCAGACAGACAUCUUAGUAAACAGCAGAAGUCUUCUACCAGAACAUACAUGAGUCGUCUCACUUCUUAACUUCUUGCAAAUACAGGAAAGAAGAUUUUUUUUUGGUGUGGGUGUCAGAGUCUUAGGCCUGGGCCUGAAUGAGAUAGCCAUGGUAUGAUAAACUUAAGUAAAAAAAAAAAAAAUACCAUGAUAAUAUAUCAGGGUGUUGACCCCAAAAACUCAAAACAAAAAAAGUCUUAAAGAUGACAUAAUUUCAUUACAGUCUAUUGUCAGAACAGAAAAGUCAGUUAAUCUUACUUAAAGCAGCACUACCUACUUUCCACGCCAUAGUUUUUCUUGUUUUUUAAAGAAACUACAUCCAAACAUUCAAAAUUGUCUUUCUCGUAAAAAAAAAGUGCAGUAGCCUUCUUUUAGCCGGCUGACUGGCAGUGUGCAGCAACUUGUGGAGGGGGCAGCGGCGCAAUAGUUUGCUCCUUAAAGCCAGAGAAACCUCCAAUCACGCUGCACGUUUUACUUAAAGGACUUUAAACCUUAUAAAUGAUGCGAUGGAUGUCCUUUUGCGGUUUUGACAACAGAACUUUGGGGAACCUUGGUAUACCUUGAUGCUAUAGCCAGCCCAUGCCUAGAGUGUGCGCUCGCUCCCAGACGUAGCCAAGAGUCUGAUCUGAACUUUCUCUACAUUCCGUUAUGAAGCAUGUGAUUGUAAUUUUCUUCUUCCCUUCUUUUUUUCUGAUCAAUUGUUCCUUGUGUGUGUGGAUGUGUGUGUGUGGUGAACUAACUGAUCUGAUGCUGAUGAAGGGUGCCUCUUCUAGGAGAUGUAUGGUACAGUAUGCAAUCCUUGCUCUUUCUCUAUGAUAAUCAAAAACACUAGUGCUGUAUGAUGAUAGAAAUCGUUCCUAAUUUCAGGGUUUGUGCACUCGUGCAAGCGAAUGUGUGUGUGUGUGAGUCAUAUGAGGAACCAACUACAGAUGACGGGGGGUGAAGGAAGGGAAGGUUUCUUUCUUUUGCACACAUUAGGCUGGCUUUACCGAGCCCCUGGAUCCACUAAGCUGCAGAGCUGGUACUGCAGUCAGGCUUAAAAUGGUACAUUACGUUAAGACGAAAUGUCAUCGAGCAAAUAAUUUAUUGUUCUGCUCUAAGCAGGUUGGUGAAGCUGGUCCAGUUCGUAUGCUUUUAGAACCCACCUCCCGUCAUGGUAGUCUCAAUCUGUAGCAUGUUCAGGUAGCUCUAGUACUGUAGCAUCCUAUAGCCUCCUCCUCUUCGUACAGCUUGUUGAUGUCACGUCUCGGUUCCAGUCCGUAGUGUCGAUGAGUGUGCAAACCGUUACUACUAUAGCACACGCAUUUCAUAGCUUUCUUCAGCCUCCUCAGUCAGCAUGUCAAGUGUUCUGAUGGGAUGCAGGACGUCGGCGUUGAGCUCAAACUUGUCUCCGGAGGUGGCGAUGGUAGACUUGGCACCUUAUGGCAGGGGAAAUGAGUCCUGAACCUCGGCACCAACCGUUUCCUCGGUAAAGAGAACUGUUGACACACAGUUCAGCUCUAUCCUGGUAGCAACCACAGUGAGUCACACAUAUAAAGAAAUCAAAACACAGUAAUACAUGAAUUUUAUUAGGUUUUAUUUUUUUUUAAUGUGGAAUGACACGGGGAGUAGACAUUGAAUAUGCCAAUUAGAAAUCAUAAAAUAAAUGGCAAAAAAAAAAAACAACCUAUGUCAGGAAGAUGUCUCCUGAAUGGAGAAACUAGUUGGACGCAUUGCUCCAAAUCUUAAAAGGUUGUUCAUGCACUCUGAUUCAGCUCAUAGAUUUUAAUUGGCUUCAAGUUAAGCUUUGUUUAUUUCCCCCCCAUCCCCCUCAUUCCUACUUGAGGUUCUUAUCAAGAAAGUCCACUUUGGGAGGGCAUUGUGUACUUAAAAUGUUGUCUUAAUAUUUUUAUGCCAUUUAUAGCAACAACAAUAAAAAUAUAAUACAAAUAAGACAGCUCUUAUAAAUUUGUUUCCAGGAGAUUUUUCAUUUUAUUCAUGUACUCGAGGCCUAUUCCCUGUGUCAUUAUUACACAUGUCUUAAUUUAUGGACUUGUUUGUUUUGAUUUCCUUCUAUUUAUUUAUUACUGGGGUUGUUACCAGAAUUUCCUUUUGCUGUACAUCCACUGGAUCCAGUCAGAUUGUCCUCGCUUCCCUGUUUUCUCUUUGAUUUCAAGCCACCGUGUCAAAUUAGACCUCCCACUUUCAGACGAUGCAACAUGAUGCCUGCCGACAUUGUGGAGUACUUUGAUACGCUGGCAUCUAUACGUCUUUUUAACAUCUCUAAGCUGUUCUUCGCCAUUUCCUGUUCCCAUUGGUAUAACUUAAAGAACAAGCUCAUGUAGUUUGCCAGUUGUCCGAUGGGUGCGGGGUGUUUUGGAGGUGGGAAUCGACUGAUGAGGAAAAUUUGCACUGUUGUAGAUAUUUGAUAAGUGUGCGUGACGUAUGCAAGAGGAAGCGGGCCAUCUUCAAUAGCCAUAUUGUGAUGUUCGUUUUAACCGCCCGGCCCAUGAAACGGGCUCCGUGAAGUCGGACUCCCUCCCCCCCGCCUCAUUCUGAAGUGAACCGCACCAUCGCCAUGGUUUGUUUAGUUCGAAGACAUUUUUAAGCUGACGAGCAGUGCAGUGUAUGUAAAUCAGGAAGUUUGUACAUAGAGAAUUAAUGAUUGUAACUGUAUGAUUGUCUGUAGGGCAUUAUACUGAAACACAUUGCUUACCUCAAGACUUGAGACAAAUCUUUCUUUCUCUUUUUCUCUCUCUCUUUCACUCUCUCUCCCGUUGUUCGGCCUCCCUCUCAGGCUCAUUUUGCUUCCUUCUACUUUGGCCUAUUUUCAUACCCAAUUGGAAACAUUAUAUAAUUUAUACUCGGCACCUAAAUAUAUUAGCCAUUUAACACAAAAGCUGGUCAAUGUUAUAUGUAUUCUAUUUACAGACACUAUAUAGGCCCAGAUGCUCUGAUGCACACCUGCGGUUAAAAAGCUCCUUGUCAAGACAAGCUUUAAUUGGCCAAUGUCGUUGAAAUAAGCUGGUUUUCUUGUGGCUUCAGUGAUAGUACAGUAUACUUUGGCUGUGAUUAGGUGUUUGAUGUGAAGAAAACACUGGGGGUGGGAGGAGAAACAAAAAUCCUGUCUCUUUCAGCACCAGUCACAAACGUUUUAAUAUAUGAUUGUAAAAAAAAAACCUCAAUAUAAGCUUCAAUUAGCAGUCAUAAUGCUGUGUAUGCUUUGACAUUGGUAUAUAUUCGGUGUCCAAACAAAAGGCCAGAUUUAUCCAGAUUACCAAAACCGUUUUAGUCAUCGUAACACAUUAUAUUCUUUAUGCUUUUACCAUGGUCUUUUCUGUUCCUUUAUUUGAGAAACAAACAAACAAACAAAAAAAAACGGGUUCUUGCAGGAUGUCGGAUGCUCUGAGAGCCGGGGUCGGGACUUCUGCGUAGUACAGCGGUGGCUCGGCAAAUACAAUCACUUCUCUCAAUAUCCUGUUCUUUAAUAUGGAGAUGUUUUACUGUUGCCGUAGACUUCAUGUCCCUCAGAGCAUUGUAUGACUAUUCUUUGAUUGUAGAAGCCCUAUUUUAUACUGAGAGUUAUUUCAGAAUACAGUAUGUGCUGUUAAACAUUAAAUGUAUUGUAUGGAGAAAGCUAAAUAAAUGCUGUUUAAAAAGUA